Messenger RNA from Geodia barretti, 3441 nucleotides. Lineage: Eukaryota; Metazoa; Porifera; Demospongiae; Tetractinellida; Geodiidae. The record is from the annotation of a GenBank genome assembly.
GUCGGCAUUGCAUGCAGAGUUGUUGCCCUGUAACGCAACUUUCGCCGAGAGAUGUUGCAGAAAUUUCUUGUGGUAGCUGCAGCCGUGAGACUCCUCCUCACGCAAGGAGGGAACUGCCAGUGCUACACGGAAACAGUCUGCACUGGAGAUAGAAUAGACGUAACAGAAGCAGGGCUACCAAUAGCAGAUCAAACAGACUGCUGUGUUGGUACUAACACAGGUCUCUCAUACAACGAUGGCUCCUCCUGCAAUCUCUGUAUAGUUCAUGAGUUUGCUCAAGCUGCAUAUGAUUUGGACGAGGAUGAGCGGUUGGACACCAUGUUCCAACUCAAUGUGAAGGGAAUGACACAGUUUAGUGGUGGUGCUCUUCUUGUCACUGGACUCAUCACCGCCACAGCAGAUGGCACUGCAGUUGAUUCUGACUUUGAACGGUUAACACCAAUCCAAGUCACAAAAAAUGCCGAGAUCAGACUCUUUGCUGCCAAUGAUGAGAUUGCUCUGGAAUACGAUGAUAGGGUCCUACUGACGUUUGCUCCCGACAAUCCUGCUCUGAUUACCGACCUACCUGCCAAUGGAGAGUAUGUAAGGGAUUCCGCGACAGUGAACAUCGUAGACAGUGAUUUGUUGGAGAUAAAUUUUUUGGAGUCUGACUAUUCAAUUCUAGAAGGAUCCACAGAGCUCAGUGCUCCGAUCAUGAUUCAGUUGAGACAAAAUCAGAACGCAUUCACACUCAUGUUGAGUCCAGUCACUAUUGAUACUGCUGAGAGCAAGAACUUGAGUUUCUUCAUUAAUUCACAAACCAUUCUACCUGGGUCCAGAGCAACAGCAGUUGCCGAUUUCAGUGACAGUGUAACCACGAUUACAGUUCCAGCCAACAGCAACCCAUCGUACGAAAUAAUACAGUUUUUCACAAUCAAUGACGACAAUAUUGAUGAGGGAUGAGCAGAGUUUUGCAAUAGUUGCUGAGAUAGGACCUGACGUUCCCGAGAAUAUCAGCUGCUUCCAGAUUGGAGUUGGAUCAGAUGUUUGCUUUGGACGACGUGGAGCCACCGAAAUUAGAAUCACCGACAAUGAUCCUAUGAUCAUUGGGUUCACCCAACGCAUUCGAACAGUAUCGGAAGGUCAAGUUCCUGGAAUGGAUAUGUUCCAGCUGGAGAUCAAUGUUGAGAGCGUAAGGACAGCUGAAAAAGAGCAUCCAAUGCUGUUCCGUCUCCAGGAAACUAGUACUAAUGCUACUGUCGAGACACUGACACCAGCUAGUCCCCUGUUUGAUGCUACAUUUGGACUAAGGGAAAACCCCGAUGAUCCUAUUGAGGAAACCCGUGAUCUGGACCAGGGAACACGUACAGUUUUACCAUUGCUUACAACCAUCAGAAAUGACUUGAUUCCAGAGAAACUAGAAUGCUACACAAUACGCAUAUUCUCUAGGGAUGUUCCCGGUCGUCAGGCGCUGUUUGAAUGCAAUGACGACACUGAAAUGGCAGAUAACUACUUCUGUGUGCACACAAUCUGCAUCGAAGAUGAUGAUGAGCCAUUUGAGGUUGCUUUUGUAAGAACAAUGUACACUGUUGAUGAGAGUGCGGGUCCCGUGUUGGUCUGUGUCAAUCUCACUCGACCUGAAAUUGACAUUCUCGAUGAAACUGUCAAUGUGUUUGUCACCGACUUCACAACGUCCAUGUACAUCCCAGUUGGUGACGUCCCUUUUGCAACCCCUGAUAUUCCUGACUUUCUCAGUCGGUAUCUGAUGGCAGAGAGAUCUGAUUUUCAACAGCAGACUGCUGCAAUCAAUUUAUUAGACGAUAUCCUUAUUAGUGAACUGAUGAGAAUAGUCUGCUACAACCAGACCAUCUAUGACGACCUACGUUUGGAGGCGAAUGAAUAUGCAGGCCUUACGCUUGGAGUUGAUGAUAAUUCGCAAAUCAGAGUUCUUACUUUCGUAAAGGAACUGUUUGAUCAAGCCUCUAUUCUUAUUGUGGACGAUGACAGGGCUGUGGUUGGCCUGGAGCAGACAUUUUUCAGUGUAUCAGAAGAUGUUGCUUAUGUUGAACUCUGUGCCAUCGUUUUAUUCCCAGAUAUUACCUGUCCUAUUGAAUUCCCUUUUGAAAUUGGGGUUUUGACUGCUGAUGGGACUGCAGUGGAAACCAUGGACUAUGGAGCAAUUGAUGAGACUCUCAUGUUUGAUGCCUGUGAGACGAGGAAGUGUGUGAAUGUCACAAUAACAGAUGACCUGGUGGACGAACAGCAGGAGUUGUUUACCUACACCCUGACAAGGACACCUUCUCUAGAUCCCAGGAUUGAGCUAGAUCCUAUUGAUGGAACAGUUGAGAUCAUCGAUAGUGAUGGUAAGUAAUUAAUGAAUUUGAUUAGACGUAUAAAAAUCUGAGUGUCUGAGGGGAGAUAUAUUUUGAUGUCUAUGAAUGUUUGGUACGGAUAGCUUUCCUCACCAAUGCUAAUUAUUAUUAUUGCCAUCCCCACCAGUGGGGGUCAGUUUCCUCCCAGUGAAUGCCACAGGAGUGAGGAUCUCCUGGAAUGGGAGUGUCCACCUCCCCACCUCCAUCCACUACACCGUCUCUCUCUCCACCACCGGCAUCAUCAUUAGCCAAUACGACAGGGUCUACCCUCCUGGAAUCACCUCAGAUGUCGUGGUCUUGGAGGAUGACAUCACCCUUACAGACGAAUAUGUGCACAAAUUCACCCUCCACUACAUCUCUCAGAAUGAUGAUGUCCCAGGAACUCCAACAAUUGCCUUCUUCACUUUCGGUACGAAAAUGUGGAGAGUGUUAAUUACGGCUGUAGUAUCGUAGUAAUAGAUACUAUAGACGAGCGUUACGUCUCAAGACUCAGCAAUUUGCAUGAGUACUUAAUAUCUCAUAUGGAGAGUGGAAUAGAAUGAUCUACAGUAAGAUGGCUAUAUUUCGCAUGGAUAUGACAGCUAUAUAGGCAGCGAGUAAAAAUGUGCGCGUUCCCUAUCACGAAAGCGACGCUGAUACAAACGAGUCUCUGUCAGGAGUCUCACGGGCACGAUGUUCUCUUUCCCACUCUCUUCGACGACGAAGGGCGUCUUCCCCGGACAUGUAUACGCACGGCAGGCAGCCUGUGAAAUUGAAAUCCUUCCGGAUAAAAAGAAGCGUGUAAUCCUGGAGCAUGCGCAGUUGGACGACGUACGGUCGUCGCAUUAGUAGGCGAAUGCAUGGCAUUUUUGGCGAGCGGGAGCGAGCACACAAUGACUGUAUCUGCACGAGCCUAUUUACAACUUGAACCUUAGAACCACGAAGAUUGGAAAGAGGUAUAUACAGCCACGGUCAGGUAUCGAAGAGUGCAGCAAAUGCCAGCGAAUAGAUAGAUUUCGCAUCGAUAUGACAGCUAGGCAGCGUGUAAUAAGGAAUAAGCGCGUUCCCUAUCACGCAAGCGACGCCGAUACACACGAGCCUCUCUCUGCUC